UUUUCAGAGAUAUUUCGUAAAUGAUGAAUUUGCUAGCGGUAAAGGCAAUCUCGCCUUUCUUCAAAUCGAAGGAGAGGGAACUGCAAAUAGUGAUUGGAUGACCUACGGAUCAUGGAUCACAUAUGCUCGCAAAUAUAAACCCAUUUUGUUCGAACUUGAGCACAGAUACUAUGGUAAAAGCCAUCCGACUGAAGAUUUAAGUACCGAGAAUCUUGUAUAUCUAACGAGUCAGCAAGCUUUGGCCGACUUAGCGUUCUUCAUUGAAGCUAUGAACCAAAAACACAAUCUGACUCGUGAUGUAAAAUGGAUUGUUUUCGGAGGUUCUUAUGCAGGAAACUUAGCCGCCUGGGUACGCCUUAAGUACCCACAUUUGGUACAUGGGGCCAUGUCUGCAAGUGCACCACUUCUCGCAAAAUUGGAUUUUCCAGAGUUUUUUAAAGAUGUAGAAGAUUCUUUACGGGCCAACAACAAAAAAUGUUCUACUAUAUUAAAGGAAAGUGUUGACCAAGUUGAAGUUCCUUUGCAGACUGCAGUUGGCCAAAAACAUUUUAACAAACUAUUCAAUUUGUGUGAGGAUAAAUCAGAGAAGGUUCAUAAUUCAUUGAAUAUGUACAACUUAGUAACGAAAAGUGAAACACUAGAUUGGUUGUGUACACUUCUGAAAUAUAGAGGGCCUGAAAUAAAUCGUUUAGGAAAUAUUCGUAACAUAAUUUUUGGUAGGAAGUGUUACAACUAUGAUGAAAUGAUUUCGCAAAUCGAGAAUAAUGUUUGGGAGGGCCCUACAGGUUUUGGAGAUCGCCAAUGGAUAUAUCAAACAUGUACAGAAUUUGGUUAUUAUCAAACUACCGCUAAAUUUCCUCUUAGUCUCUACAUUCAAAGAUGCCAAAAUAUGUUUAAAUCCUCCUAUAAUAAAAUGUUUCUGGAUCAUGCUAUAAACAGGACCAAUGUAUUUUAUGGUGGUUUAGACAUUGAAGUAUCUAACGUUGUAUUUGUUCAUGGUUCACUGGAUCCAUGGCGUCUUUUGGGAAUUACAAAAACCUUAAAUGAUAAGGCCCCUGCUAUUCUAAUUGAAGGUGCUGGCCACUGCGACAAUAUGUUAGGAGCAUCUCAUGAUGAUAGUCCACAAUUAACGGCAGCUAGAGUCCAAAUAGGAGAACUGAUAGGUACCUGGAUUAAUUCGUAACAUAAUGAAGUCUUAAUAAUUUGACAUAAAGUUAUAUUUUAAUAUAACAUUGAAGAAAAGAAGAAAAAGUAUUAAAAUAAUGCUAUAUUAAACGUUUUUAGAUCUUAAUAAAUGUAUAUAUUACAUCAUCGUUUAUUUG
This is a messenger RNA of Diabrotica balteata, 1322 nucleotides long. NCBI's taxonomy places the organism in Eukaryota, Metazoa, Arthropoda, Insecta, Coleoptera, Chrysomelidae. The record is from the annotation of a GenBank genome assembly.